Staurois parvus is the source of this 446-nucleotide messenger RNA. The record is from the annotation of a GenBank genome assembly. Lineage: Eukaryota; Metazoa; Chordata; Amphibia; Anura; Ranidae.
CAGAUAUAGUGAAUGCAGGGUCCAGGGAGACCAGAUAUAGUGAAUGCAGGGUCCUGGGAGAUCAGAUAUAGGAGACCAGAUAUAGUGAAUGCGGGGUCCGGGGAGACCAGAUAUAGUGAAUGCGGGGUCCGGGGAGACCAGAUAUAGUGAAUGCAGGGCCCGGGGAGACCAGAUAUAGUGAAUGCAGGGUCCGGGGAGACCAGAUAUAAUGAAUGCGGGGUCCGAGGGGAGACCGGGGGAGACCGGAUAUAGUGAAUAUAGUGAAUGCAGGGUUCUGGGAGACCAGAUAUAGUGAAUAUAGUGAAUGCAGGGUUCGGGGGAGACCAGAUAUAGUGAAUAUAGUGAAUGCAGGGUUCGGGGAGACCAGAUAUAGUGAAUAUAGUGAAUGCAGGGUUCGGGGAGACCAGAUAUAGUGAAUAUAGUGAAUGCAGGGUCCUUGGUAUAGU